This is a messenger RNA of Pseudopodoces humilis (Tibetan ground-tit), 303 nucleotides long. The record is from RefSeq and is a predicted model, not a curated record. NCBI's taxonomy places the organism in Eukaryota, Metazoa, Chordata, Aves, Passeriformes, Paridae.
CCCUGUGCCGGUUACCGGCGCUCACCGGCCGCUGCCGCGCCUCCAUCCCGCGCUGGUUUUUCAACGCCUCCUCCGGGAGCUGCGAGAGUUUCGUGUUCGGCGGCUGCGGCGGCAACGGGAACAACUUCGGGAGCGAACGGCAGUGCCGGGAACGGUGCGGGGACACCGGUGAGAACCGGGGGACACCGGGAAUGGGACCGGGGAACACCGGGGGACACCGGGAGGGAGCGGGGAACACCGGGAAUGGGACCGGGAACAACUUCGGGAGCGAACGGGAGUGCCGGGAGCGGUGCGGGGACACCG